UGCAGUGGAUCCUUCCUCUAUUGAAAAUAACCUAUAUAUUUUAAUUUCCGCUGACAUAUUUUCUCCUUGGCCCAAUUCCCUAUUCUUUUCAUUCUUAGUGUGUCGGCAAAAGUAGAGUGCGCGGAAGGUAAUACCAGAGGUUGCCGUUUCUAGUGUCUGUUAGUGUGCGGAUUCAUACAUAUCAGUGAAACUGAAAAGUAGACCCGGUAGCACGGGUAGGUCAUCUUGAGCCGGUUGUCGAAGCAGCGCAUCAGUCCGCAGCAGAGCGCAUCGAGUGAAGGACAGACCCAGUAGUGACCAUGCCCUCAUCAAAGACUCAUUCCCAAGAGAUGGGCAGUGCCUUUAUCCAGACCCAGCAGCUCAACGCUUCCAUGGCUGACACCUUCCUGGAGCACCUGUGUCUGCUGGACAUCGACUCUGAGCCGACCACUGCCCGCAACACCGGCAUUAUCUGCACGAUCGGGCCGGUCUCGCGUUCCGUGGAGACUCUGAAGGAGAUGAUCAAGGCUGGAAUGAAUGUGGCUCGUCUCAACUUCUCUCACGGCACUCACGAGUACCAUGAAGGCACCAUCAAGAAUGUGCGUGAAGCCACCGAGAGCUUUGCUGCUAACCCCAUCCUCUACAGACCAGUGGCUGUGGCACUGGACACAAAGGGACCAGAAAUCAGAACUGGACUCAUCAAGGGAAGUGGAACAGCCGAGGUGGAGCUGCAGAAGGGCGCCUCUCUGAAGGUAACCCUGGACGACGCCUUCAUGGAGAAAUGUGAUGAGAACACGCUGUGGGUCGACUACAAAAACCUGACCAAGGUGGUGCAGGCGGGCAGCAAGAUCUACAUUGAUGACGGACUCAUCUCCCUCCUAGUGAAGGAGCUAGGGUCUAACUACGUCAUGUGUGAGGUAGAGAACGGUGGUAGCCUGGGCAGCAAAAAGGGAGUGAACCUGCCAGGUGCUGCGGUGGACCUGCCUGCUGUCUCUGAGAAAGACAUCCAGGACCUGCAGUUCGGAGUGGCACAGGGGGUAGACAUGGUUUUCGCCUCCUUCAUCCGCAAGGCUUCUGAUGUGCAGGCUGUGAGGAAGGUCCUGGGAGAGAAGGGCAAGAACAUAAAGAUCAUCAGCAAGAUUGAGAACCAUGAGGGCGUGCGCAGGUUUGAUGAAAUCCUGGAAGCCAGUGACGGCAUCAUGGUUGCCCGUGGAGAUCUUGGAAUUGAGAUUCCUGCCGAGAAAGUCUUUCUUGCACAGAAGAUGAUGAUUGGUCGUUGCAACAAAGCUGGCAAACCAGUCAUCUGUGCCACUCAGAUGUUGGAGAGCAUGAUUAAGAAGCCCCGCCCCACUCGUGCAGAGGCCAGUGAUGUAGCCAAUGCAGUCCUGGAUGGAGCUGACUGCAUCAUGCUGAGUGGAGAGACAGCCAAGGGAGACUAUCCCCUGGAGGCUGUGUGCAUGCAGCACGCGAUUGCUCGCGAGGCCGAGGCAGCUAUUUUCCACCGGCAGGUGUUUCAGGACCUCCACCGCAUAACCGCGCACUCCACUGACUCAACCGAGGCUAUUGCUAUUGGAGCCGUGGAGGCAUCCUUUAAGAUCUUAGCAUCAGCUUUCAUAGUAUUGACCGGGUCUGGCAGGUCUGCCCACCUGAUCUCCAGGUACCGCCCCCGUGCCCCCAUCAUCGCCGUGACUCGUCAAGGACAGACUGCUCGCCAGGCCCACCUGUACCGCGGGAUCUUCCCUGUGCUGUUCAACGAGCCCGCCCUUGACGUGUGGGCAGAUGACGUUGACCUCCGUGUCAACUUUGCCAUGGAUAUCGGCAAGGCUCGUGGAUUCUUCAAGUCUGGCAAUGUGGUCAUCGUGCUGACUGGCUGGCGCCCAGGUUCCGGUUACACUAACACCAUGCGUGUUCUCCCCGUGCCCUAAAGGGCACUCCCUUCACCCCAGUCCCCUCUCCUCUCCCUUCCCCUGCGGCAGCUUGCGAGGCCCCCACUCCUUUCACUCCUCAUCUUGACACACUAGACAAUCCUCUUAGUCCUCAGACCAGCUUCCUCAUUUCCCCGCAUAGCCAGGGCACUUGUUCUAGCUGCCAGAACCUGUAGUAUUUAUUAAAGGAAUAAACACCACACUGAACGUAUCUGAAGCAAUUCAUCUGGAUGUCUUUGUGCAGGUCAGGCAACUCUGUUCUUGCUGUGAGGAACCAGAGUUUACAGAACAUGCAGUUAACAGAUUUAAGUAAUUGAGGGGUGUUUUACGUGUUUGUAACUGAUGUUGGACAAGCACAUUGUUAGUUGUGGGUGCUAUACCCUAGUUAUUCUUGCUGGAAAGAUCAAGGGAUACUGCCUUGUCUCUUGUAUAAUUUAAAAGGUAUGAUUUUGUUAAACUCCCACCCUGGAAAUAUUCUUGUCAGAGUUGCCUGGGCCUACCUGCUUUGUAGUUUGUGUCCAUCUCACUUUGUAUCUUCUGUACUGUGUGUUUUGAAAAUGCUGCACUCCACUUACUGAAAGUAGAUAAUAUUGUAUGUUACAUUCUCCAUUUAUACUUGACUUUUGAGUUUGAUCGGAAGGUAACCAAUAUCUAUAUUUUAUGUCAUGCUGGAUGGUUGAUGGAAUGAAUGGACUGCACUUACUGCAGGGGAAUAAGAGCCCUUUUUAAGUAGUGAUUUUGUGAAAUACCCUGUGUUUCUGAAAAUUGUGAUAUUUUGGCAGCACACCCUUUUGAAUCCUGGCCCAUGCAUUUAGAGUUGCAAAGAAAGAAAAUGCAUUAUCCACUGGAUUAUCUGUAAAGCCAGUAGUUUCUCCUGAGUAAUAGCUUCCUUCCACAAGGCAUUGGCCUGUCUAAAAUACAACCUUGCUUGUCCUGACUUCCAGUCUUUCUGAAGGUUCAAGAAACCUGCUUGUUUUUCAUACUGUGGAGAUCAGUUUAAGUGGUCAACUCAGCCUCCUGCCAUUUGCAAUGGAGUUCAUGCAAGCCUAUUUUAGGGGUGACUUUGAGCUCUUCAAAUUAGGAAUUGCCCCACUAUACAAUAUUAAUUUGCUGCUACAUUGUGCAAAGCAAAUUUGAGGAUAGAAUUAAGGAAGUCUGCAGUACAAAUCUACUGUGCUGUUUUUGAAGGCGGUUUACCCCCUGGUGCAGGGCAGGAUUUGGCACUUUGAGGGUUUCAGGUUGAGACCUUGCACUCCCUGCUGCUGUAGCUCACGUUGUCAAGUCUGUUUUCUAGUGUGUGUAUGCUCGCGCUCCUGAGAUUCCCACUUGCUUUCUGAUUGUGAUGGUUUGAAAAAGUUCAGUCUAUAAAAACAAUGUAGAAAAUACGGUGCCCUGAGUUGUCCUGGACUACUGGAUUUACAUCAAUAAAAGAUGAGCACCUGC
This is a messenger RNA of Acipenser ruthenus (sterlet), 3347 nucleotides long. Its product is annotated as pyruvate kinase PKM-like. The record is from RefSeq and is a predicted model, not a curated record. Lineage: Eukaryota; Metazoa; Chordata; Actinopteri; Acipenseriformes; Acipenseridae. Gene Ontology annotation, cellular component: cytoplasm. Gene Ontology annotation, biological process: glycolytic process. Bases 300 to 1904 code for a protein of 534 amino acids. The transcript has 11 exons. Gene Ontology annotation, molecular function: pyruvate kinase activity; potassium ion binding; magnesium ion binding.